AACUUCGUGCCUCCGCUCCUGAGAGCACCACCCCUGCUGGCCCGACCCGGCCCCACGGAACGGGGGGAGGGGGGAGGUAUCCCAGUGACGUCAUACGCAGAGACUUCCGGUUCCCGCUCCUGGAUUUGGACUUUCACGUGUCGGGGCUUCCAGGUCUCGCUGGGCUCCUUCCGGCGUCUGAUGGAGGAGCCGGUCCCCUGGGAGGACCGAGCAGAAUCAUCAACAGCCUCCAUCCCAAGGAUCAAAAUUCAUGAAACCACCGGGCUUGUGCCUUAUAACACACAGGGAAGACAAAAGAAUGAAAAAGUGCUCACCUAGCUGGUGUUGGCUGAGGAUCUAGGCAGUUCUUCAGACUGUCAUCAUGGGUAUCCGGGGCCUGAUGAGUUUUGUGGAAGAUCAUCGUAACGAGUUCUUCACUGAUUUGAAGUUGCGGGACACAAAAAUUGUCAUUGAUGGCUAUGCUCUUUUCCAUCGGCUUUGCUUCAGUUCAGACAUGGAGCUCCAGUAUGGAGGGGACUAUGAUUCUUUUACAGACGUUGUACAAGAAUUUUUUGAAUCACUAUCUGCUUGUAAUAUACGUCCGUAUGUUGUAUUGGAUGGAGGAUGUGACGUUUCAGAUAAAAAGCUUACAACUUUAAAGGAUCGGGCCAGAGAGAAGAUCCAGAUGGCCCAUUCCCUUUCUGUUGGUGGGGGCGGGUGUGUGUGUCCCUUACUCAUCCGGGAAGUGUUCAUACAGGUUUUGAUCAAGCUGCAGGUAUGUUUUGUCCAGUGCUUCUCAGAAGCAGAUCGGGAUAUCAUGACGCUUGCUAAUCACUGGGAUUGCCCUGUGUUAUCUUCGGAUAGCGACUUUUGCGUUUUUGACCUGAAAGCUGGGUUUUGCCCCUUGAGUGGCUUUCAGUGGAGAAAUGUGAACACCCUUAAAGGCACCCAAAACUGCUAUAUUCCUGCCAUGUGCUUUUCCAUUGAUGCGUUCUGCCGUCACUUCAGCAACAUGAAUAAAGCUCUGCUACCUCUCUUUGCAGUGCUGUGUGGAAACGACCAUGUCAAUCUGCCCAUCAUGGAGACAGUCUUAAGUAAAAUACGUCUUCCUCUUGGAGCUACCAGUCCUAAGGGGAGGAGACACCACCGAGUUCUGGGACUUCUGAAUUGGUUGUCUCAUUUUGCUGGCCCUACGGAAGCACUAGAUAAUGUUCUGAAGCAUGUCCCCAAAAAGGAUCGAGCAAAUGUUAAGGAGCUUCUCUGCUCUUCCAUGGAAGAAUACCAGCAGUCCCUGGUGAAGCUGCAGGACUUCUUCCAGUACGGUGCUUAUGUCUGUCCAGACUCCUUGAACCUGGGCUUACCAGAAUGGGUACUAGCAGCUUUGACCAAAGGCCAGCUAUCACCUUUCAUCAGCGAUGCUCUGGUGCUAAGACGGACCAUUCUUCACACACAGGUGGAAAACAUGCAGCAACCCAAUGCCCACAGAAUAUCCCAGUCCAUCCGGCAAACCAUCUACGGGCUGCUUUUGAAUGCUUCUCCACACCUGGAAAGCAUGCCCUGGAAAGCACCACCUGCUCAGCCACUAGCUGUCAGCGAAGUGGAAAGGAUUAAUAAAAAUAUCAAAACAUCGAUUGUUCAUGCAGUAAAACUGCCUGAGCAUUAUUCUGACUUCAGCAAAUUGACUGAGCUUUCCUUGGAUAAACGGGAGAUGCUUCUGUUAGAAACCCUGAAGGUGAAGCGGACCAUCCUGGACCCAGUUCCUCCUUCGCUGAGGUUGCCCGUUGCUGUCAGCUCCUACUGGUUGCAGCACACGGAGGCCAAGGCAAAGCUGCACCACGUACAGGCCUUAUUGCUGGGGAUGCUGAUGGGGCCCUUGCAUGCCAGAACCAACAGCCCUGAUAAGGAAGAUGCAAGUGACGAUGGUGCCAAGGUGUUGUAUAAAGAGUUGCACAGAGUGAAGGCGCAGACCCGGCUGAGCAAGAAGUUGGACUUAGACGCAGCUCACGUCUUCUGUCAGUGGCAGUGCUGCCUGCAGAUGGGGCUCUAUCUCAAUCAGCUGCUCUCCACGCCUCUCCCCGAGCCGGACCUAACUCGAUUGUACAGUGGAAGCCUGGUGCACGGACUAUGCCGAGAGCUACUAGCAUCAGCACCCUCUGUGGAAAGUCUCCUGAGCAUGUGUCCUGAGGCAAAGCAACUAUAUGAACAGAUGUUCAAUGCCAUGCAGUCAUCUGCCCCUCCUGAGUCAUUCCUACCAAAGGGUAAAUCACAUUCAAAAAAGAAAAGGCAGAAGAAACAAGGUAGCAGCUGGCCAAAGAAUAAAGUGGGAACCACCUCAGGUACCAAGUGUCGGCAUGAGGGAAGCAAUCGAUUUGGGCUGUUAAAGGUUGAAAACUUGGAGGAGCAUGUUGAGGCCUCAGAGCUUGAAUAAGCUCAGUCUGCAGCCAGAUGUAUAAUUAAUUCUGACUUAAAAUUUUCCUAUCACUUCCCUUGAAAUGAUUAACUCUUCUCUUUGGCACUAACCUGUUAAGGGAUUGACAAUGCAGUCGGUAACCUUUGAACUCCAGGGUAUUUUGUACUGAUUUUACUAAAUACAAUCCGAUUUAAGAAACUUGUGUAUUUCUUAAACACGUUUGUAUGGCUCAUGUUCCAUUCCAGUUAUAACAUUCUAUAACCUUUGAAUUGCAGCAACUCAGCCAGUUACAUUUUCAGAGUAGGAGUCCUACUUCCUUUAUUUCCUCUAAGUAGAAGCUGAGUUGUUACCAUUUCAAAAUUUCUGCAAAACAGAUCCCUCUUCAUAUGUUAGUAUGAGAGGCCUGGGCCAUGGAAGAUAGAAGUGAGGGUAAACCCCAACCAAACCCACUGCUGUCAAGUCGAUUCUAACGCAUAGCAACCCUGUAGGACAGGGUAGAACUGCCCCAUAGCGUUUCCAAGGCUAUAAAUCUUUACGGAAGCAGACUGCCACCUUUCUCCCGCGGCGCGGCUGGUGGGUGCAAACCGCCAACCUUUGGGUUAGCAGCCAAGUGCUUUAACCACUGCACCACCAGGGCUCCUAGAAGUGAAGACGCGAGACAGCAAAUUUUAUUCAGAAAGUAAGUACUUAGUAAAUGAGAGCACGGCAGCGUCGAUGAGCACUUUAGGGACGCUCCAGGUUUUAAGGCAGAAGUUGAAACCGUAAUGGGCAAAAUACGAAACAUCAUCCUGAGCUGCAAGAUCUAUAGGAGGAAAGAGGAACCAAUGAGAAGAAACGAAAAUAUUCAGGAUACAUGCAGCAGUACCAGAUUCUACACCCUUUUUCAUGCUAACAUUCUUGACCCACUAAUGGGAUGUGAAAUUUAAUGGGUCAUAACUGUCAUAUUUAAAUGAAAAAAAUGUGUCACACAUGUAUAUCAUGAAUUAGAUUGUCGUGCAAAAUGUAUUUCUUACUGUGGGUUAAAACCUAAAACCUGCUGUAACUGUGGGUUACAGUCAAAAAAGUCUGAAAGGCUUUGUUCUGGAACGCACCAUGGCUGCUAAAAACACAGCAUCAACAGAUUUGGAAGAUACUGGCCAAUUCCAAAUAAAGAAUUUGACAGUAAAAAGAAGCAAGUGGAAUGAAGAGACUUGGGCAAGAUUUGAAGAUCUGAAAGUAUAUUCAAUCUUCGUUUUACUUUUCUUCACACAAAUUGUGUUCCUUGCUUCUUCUCUACUCUCCUAAUGGCCUGUUCCAUCAGUAAUAACCCUAGAGGCUGCUCUCAGCUGCCAUUCUGAACAGGCCUGAGAAACAAGUCUCUGCAGUCCCCUAGAAGAACCGUACUCUCAGAGCGUCAGCUGGUGUCCACACACACCUCCCACGUAGUGACUAGCUUUAGCCAUUUACAAAAAGCAAAAACACAGUCUCAUUUGCUCCUAAAGUUCUCAACCCUAAAAACAGAUUUCUCUUUCAAGUGAGAGUUCUUGAAAGAAGGAAAUUUUCCUUAUUCUAGGAGAGCAUGGUGGCACUUUUUAAUGUCUCUCAAGAGAUGGUAGUGAGAAGACAAGGUUAUUCCCAGAAGUAUGAAAAGCAGUCAGGUGCAUCUCGUUUUGAGAAGAGACAUGUUUCACCAGCAAAUAGUGAAUCCAGUAGGGGCCAUAAACAUGUAACCUUGUUUGUGUCAAUACUCUCUUUUCCUUGAUUAGCUUGUAGAGUGUGCAGCCAACCUGGAAAUUAUAAUACCAGUAUAAGUGUCCAGUUUCCUCGUUAAUCAUCAACACUGCCCUUUAAAACCACCAAUCCUGCCUGGAAAACCAUUCACUCCCAUUGCCAUUUGAGCAAAUAACUGUUUUGAUAGGUACCAAAAUGGAAAGUGUAUGGGCUACAGAGUUUGAUUAAAAGUCAACUGAAUUCCAUCAGUCAUCUUUUUCUUUUAUUAAAAGGAGUAUUCCAAGCAAAAGGGUCCUCCUUUAGCUGAUUUUAAGAAGUCAGGUUUCCUCCUCUAACCACUGUCAUUACAGCCAUUCACAUGAAGUUAUGCAGCCUUGCAGGCAUUAAACUCUAGCAAUAAUCUCCUUCACUCUCACUCUCUGCGGGAACUUAGGAAAGCUACUUACUGCUGUGUGUGUCUUCCCUGCAAGUAAUGGAUGAGAGGUCACAGGCACUUUAUAGGAUAUCUGAGGAGUUUACGAGAGAAGUAUGACAUGAUUUAGAGAGUAAAUCAGAAGUGUUCUCAGACCUAGCUUUUGAGUUUUGCUUUAAGUGGCAGGUAAUUCAGAUCAGGUACAGAAGAAAACAGGGAGUGUCUGUACAGAAGCAGUGCUAUAGUCCCAUGUUCCACUGGUGAACUCUACUGUUUGUUUUUAAUCAACUCUUUAGAGCCUGCUCCUUCUGUCUCAAUUCUAGCAAAUGAAAUCUCACCUGACGCUUUGGAAGGGCAAGGCUGCAGCUGGCAAGUUAAAUAACAAAAGGAACUCUGGACAGCUGAGUAAAUUUCAGGGAUAAACUUGGAUAAAAAAACAUUUAUUAGAUUGUAAUCAUAUUCUGUAUUUGGUGAUGAUGAAAUUAGACUUGAAUUUUAUUUGUAAAAGCCUCUUUUAAGACACCUGCACCUCGAAAUUUUAAUAUAUAGGCUGGAAAUACACUCUCUAAAGGCCUCUCAUGCCAGCUGAUCAUAAUGCAAAAGAGAACUCACAUUGGUGAUUAGGAUUUUAGGACAUAAACAGCCAUUCUUCUUUUAAGCUUAAAAGGUCUUAGAAUUAUCUUCUUUUCUGCAUAAAAGUAAAUGAAUCAACAACUAUGACACAUCAGUUACCCAACUUAUAAAAUGGGGAUCAAAAUAGUUCAGAUUAUUGUCUAAGGAUUAAAUAACAUGUACAUGCAAACAUGCAAACAUUCAUCAAUAACUGGAACAAGGAAUGUAGAAGUAUGAAUCUAGGGAAAUUGGAAGUCAUCAGAAAUGAAAUGGACUGCAUAAAGAUCGAUAUCAUACGCAUUAGUGAGCUGAAAUGGACCGGUCUUGGCCAAUUUUGAAUCGUAUAAUCAUAUGGUCUCCUAUGCCAGGAAUGACAGGUUGAAGAGGAAUGACAUCGCAUUCAUCAUCAAAAGGAACAUUUUAAGAUCUAUUCUGAAGUACAGCGCUGUCAGUGAUACAGUAAUACAUGUAUGCCUAAAAGGAAGACCAGUUACUACGACUAUUAUUCAGAUUUACGCACCAACCACUAAUGUCAAAGAUGAGGAAACUGGAAGAUUUUUCCCACCUUCUGCAGUCUGAAAUUGAUCAAACAUGCAAUCAAGAUGCAUCAGUAACUACUGGUGAUGGGAAUGCAGAAGUUGGAAACAGAAGAAGGAUUGGUAGUUGAAAAAUAUGGCCUUGGUGAUAGAAAUCACACCAGAGAUCACAUGAUAGAACUUUGCAAGACCAACAACUUCUUUGAUGCAAAUAACCUUUUUUCAACAACAUAAAUGGCAUCUAUACACAUGGACCUCACUCGAUGGAGUACACAGGAAUCAAACCGACAUCUGUGGAAAGAGACUGUGGAGAAGCUCAGUAUCAUCAGUCAGAACAAGGCCAGGGACUGACUGCAGAGUAGACCAUCAGUUGCUCAUAUGCAAGUUCAAAUUGAAGCUGAAGAAAAUUAGAGCAAGUCCACAAGAGCCAACAUAUAACCUUGGGUAUAUUCCACCUGAGCUUAGAGACCACCUCAAGAAUAGAUUGGACACACUGAACACUAAUGACAGAAGAUCAGACAAGUUGUGGAAUGACAUCAAGGACAUCAUACACGAAGAAAGCAAAAGGUCAUUAAAAAGCAGGAAAGGAAAAGACCAAAAUGGAUGUCAGAAGAGACUCUGAAACUUGUUCUUUAACAUAGACUAGCAAUGUGAACAGAAGACUUCAGAUGGCAGCUCGAGAAAACAAAGUAAAGGAUUGAAAUGAAAUAUGCAAAGACCUAGAGUUAGAAAACCGAAAGGGAAGAACACACUUGGCAUUUCUCAAGCUGAAAGAACUGAAGAAAAAAAUUCAGGCCUUGAGUUGCAACAUUGGAGGAUUCUACAAAGAAAAUAUUAAACAAGGCAGGAAGCAUCAAAGAAGAUUAAAGGAAUACACAGAGUCAUUGUACCAAAAAGCAUUGGUUGACAUUAUUUCAGGAGGUAGCAUAUGAUCAAGAACGAAUGCUACUGAAGAAAGAGGUCCAAGCUGCACUGAAGGCAUUGGCAAAAGACAAGGCUCCAGGAAUUGACGGAAUACCAAUUGAGAUGUUUCAACAAAUAGAGGGAGUGCUGGAGGCGCUCACUCAUCUAUGUCAAGAAGUUUGGAAGACAGCUUCCUGGCCAACUUACUGGAAGAGAUCCAUAGUUGUGUACAUUCCAAAGAAAGGUGGUCCAACAGAACGGGGAAAUUAUCCAACAAUAUCAUUAUUAUCACAUGCAAGGAAAAUUUAGGUGAAGAUCAUUCAAAAAUGGUUGCAGGAGUACAUUGACAAGGAACUGCCGAUUGUUCAAGCCAGAUUCAGAAGAGGACGUGGAAGAAGGGGUAUUACUGGUGAUGUCAGAUCGAUCUUGGGUGAAAGCAGAGAAUACCAGAAAGAUGUUUACCUGUGUUUUAUUAAUUAUGCAAAGGCAUUCAACUGUGUGGGUCAUAAUAAAUUAUGGAUAAUACUGCAAUGGGAAUUCCAGAACACUUAAUUGUGCUCAUGCAGAACCCGUACAUAGACCAAGAGGCAGUCUUUCGAACAGAACAAGGGGAUACUGUGUGGUUUAAAGUCAGGAAAAGUGUGCAUCAGGGUUGUAUCCUUUCACCAUGCUUAUUCAGUCUGUAUGCUGAAUAAUACGAGAAGCUGGACUGUAUGGAGAACGGGGCAUCAGGAUUAGAGGAAUGCUCAUUAACAACCUGCGUUAUGCAGAUGACAAAACCUUGCUUGCUGAAAGUGAAGAGGACUUGAAGCACUUACUAAUGAAAAUCAAAGACUAUAGCCUUCAGUAUGGAUUACACCUCAACAUAAAUAGAAAUCCUCACAACUGGACCAAUAAGCAACAUCAUGAUGAACGGAGAAAAGACUGAAGUUGUCAAGGAUUUCAUUUUACCCGGAUCCACAAUCAACGCCCGUGGAAGUAGUAGUCAAGAAAUCAAACAGCGUAUUGCAUUGGGCAAAUCUGCUGCAGAAGACCUCUUUAAAAUGCUGAAAAGAUGUCACUUCGAGGACUAAGGUGCACCUGACCCAAGCCAUGAUAUUUUCAAAAUGACUUCAUAUGCAUGCAAAAGCUGGACAGUGAAUAAGGAAGACCAAAGAGUUAACAUCUUUGAAUUAUGGUGUUGGCGAGGAACAUUGAAUAUACCAUGGACUGCCAGAAUGAACAAACCUGUUGUGGAAGGCAGAAUGCUCCUUUGAAACAAGGAUGUUGAGACUUUGUCUUACGUACUUUGGACAGGUUAUCAAGAGGGACCAGUCCCUGGAGAAGGACAUCAUGCUCGGUAAAGUAGAGGGUCAGCGAAAAAGAGGAAGACCCUCAAUGAGAUGGACUGACACAGUGGCUGCAACAGUGGGCUCAAGCAUAACAAUGAUGGUGAGGAGGGUGCAGGACUGGACAGUGUUCUGUUCCAUUGUACAUAGGGUUGUUGUGAGUCAGACCUGACUUGAUGGCACCUACCAACAACAGCACAGUGUCUGGAACUAAAAACAUGCAACAAAUGAUAGCCAUUAUUGUUACAUCUGCACGUGAAAAGCAAGAGCAAAGCAAGGUAUCUGGGAAGAAGUGAGAGAAGGCUGAGGAGAACUAUCAAGGCACCAUGAGACCAGUGUUGCCAAAGCUUAAGGCAGAAUUUUGCAAAGGCGGGAGAGGUCAGCACUAUCCAAUGCACUAACUAUCCAGUGUGGUCAAGAUGGGAAGAAGGGCAAGAACGUAAGAAGAAACCAUUACAGGAAGUUCAUCAAAGUUGUCAGGCUGAAGCCACCCUGAAAAGAGUGGAGAAGUGCCAAGAAAAGUGAUAGGUGGCUGAACUCAAACUCAGAAAAUAAUGAAAACAGAGACCAGCUAUUCCCAUAUGAGCUCCUAUGCCCCUUCUCCUGUUGUCCAAAUUUUCCAUAUUGGUUUAAACUCAAUUUGAAAAAGUCCAGGGUAUGUUCAGAGAUAAAAAAUUAAAAAAACAAAAAUAAAUAAGAGCUGCUAUUACCACUUCCUGGGAAUUUCCUCUUCCUGCAACUGCCAGGGCUAUCCUGGCCCUACCCCACAGCCCUAAGGCACAGUCUGGGCGCAGGGUCCACUCGGUGCUGUGCUCUGCACAUGCUGCCUGACUGCUGGCCCACCGUGAACCCCGAGCAGUGCCUGGAGAGCAGCCAGCACCAGGGCCAGGAGGCAGAGUUUCACUUCUGCAAAAGGAUAACUCUUUGUAAUACCUGACUCCAGAUGUGGUGGCCUUAUAUCUUUAGUGAGCUGGCUGCGGGGAACUUGGUGUUUAUCACAUAACACUUUCUGACGCCUCAUUUCAGUCAAGGCAGCUGAAUAUGAUUCUGUACCUUGUACCAGUUUGAUAUUAAAACACCAUUUCUCUGGGACAGAUGUAUUAAAAAGAUGCCUCCCAGCAGCCAAUUUCUGAGCCAUACAGGAGGGGUUGUUUUUUGCACUUGUUUCCCAAGAUCUCAGUAAUGCCAAAUUCAAGUCCAGCCAGCUGUAAAAAUUCUAAGAUGAGAACCUCACGCUAAGUAGGAAGAUUUCGAAUUCAAAGGCAGGACUGCAGCAGAUCAAUGACCAGCCUUAAAACGGCAGAAACAGAUGAAUGAGAUAAUACAUGGACAAGCGUUCCCAACAAGUUACACUGGAUUCUGCUCUCAGGGAGGAAAAAACAAAUGUCAUAUGAACAAAUUGCCAGUGCACAAGCAUCACCGUCGUUCCUACUAGUCUUGACAUCAUUUUAGAUAUUUCGUUAAAACGGCUAAGUCUUUUGCUUAAUAUGUAUUUGUAUAUAUAUAUAUAAAAGUAUAUAUGUGUGUGUGUAUACAUAUCUGUGUAUGUUUGGAAAAGAACUGUGAUAUUACCACACUGGAGACAGAGAUUUCUGUGCACAAUAUAAUCCAUUCUCCUCAGAAUCGGGCAACUUAGGAAUGUUUUUCCAAAAAAAAAAAAGCUGAUGUUAACUGAAACCCUGAUCACACUUACCAACACGGGACAUCAGAACGUACCAAUAGUGGUAUUUUGAUU
This is a messenger RNA of Loxodonta africana (African savanna elephant), 9625 nucleotides long. It is a transcript of the gene ASTE1, whose product is annotated as asteroid homolog 1. NCBI's taxonomy places the organism in Eukaryota, Metazoa, Chordata, Mammalia, Proboscidea, Elephantidae. Bases 362 to 2407 code for a protein of 681 amino acids. Gene Ontology annotation, molecular function: nuclease activity. The record is from RefSeq and is a predicted model, not a curated record. The transcript is spliced from 6 exons.